UUUGCCCCCUCCGGGGUCAGCCUCUGCGGCUCUGCCCGGGGCCGGGGGGGAUUUGAGCCUCCCCAAGGCCAAGAAGCGGACGGAGCCGGUGCGGAUCACGGUGCCAGAGCUGCAGGAGGGAGAUUCAGAUUCAGAGGAAGAUGAACCAGCAAAGAAGAAAAAUACCGUUCAGGCACGCGGCGAGGGCUCUGGCUUGUCUGCUCUGCUUCCUCAACCCAAAAACUUGACGGUCAAAGAGACCAACCGGUUACUUUUGCCCCACGCUUUCUCAAGGAAAGCAGGAGAAAACGCCUCCGACUCCAAGCCCGCUAAGCCCCCGAGCUCUUCCUCCAAACCCAAACCUCUCUCCAAGCCGGCGGUGCCCACGACUCCUUCUCCAUCCGCCAUCAAAGCCGCUGCCAAGAGCGCUGCCCUGCAGGUCACCAAGCAGAUCACGCAGGAGGAGGACGACAGCGACGAAGACGUCGAGCCAGAGAACUACUUCUCCUUGUCCGACAGGAGCGAGCCCGCCCUCGUGGGCGCCGAGACCUACCCCUACGCGGCCACGGUGGUGGCGGAGGACCCGCCGCCCGGCACGGAGCCGGAGCCUGCGGCUAACGCCCCUCUGGAAUUCAAGACGGGCGCUGGUUCCAGCGGUGCUCAGCACAGCUGGGCACCCAAACCCGUAGAAGACUACAAAAUCCAUUGUGUCUGGGACACGGAGCAGAGCCCCGCAGCACUUAGCGCAGCUGGAUUCUUCCAGGAUUACUACAGCGGGGGGUACUACCAGGAGGCGGAACCGGCCCAGGCACCGCCGCAGGAGAUCAGCACCGACUCCUCCUUCAUCGAUGACGAAGCGUUCAAGCGGCUGCAAGGCAAGCGGAACCGAGGGAGGGAAGAAAUCAACUUUGUGGAUAUCAAAGGUGACGAUCAGCUGAGCGGAGCCCAGCAGUGGCUGACCAAAUCCUUAACGGAGGAGAAGACCAUGAAAUCCUUCAGCAAGAAAAAAGGAGAUCAGCCCACGGGGCAGCAAAGGCGAAAACACCAGAUCACGUACCUGAUCCACCAG
Pterocles gutturalis (yellow-throated sandgrouse) is the source of this 1048-nucleotide messenger RNA. It is a transcript of the gene PRCC, whose product is annotated as papillary renal cell carcinoma (translocation-associated). Gene Ontology annotation, cellular component: nucleus. Lineage: Eukaryota; Metazoa; Chordata; Aves; Pterocliformes; Pteroclidae. The record is from RefSeq and is a predicted model, not a curated record.